UGUGUUCUGACUCUGGCUGUGGUGACAAUUAAAGCUAAUAAAUUCAACUGCGUGUAAGCUUCAAUUAAUAUCAAGUGUAUAUUAAUGAUCUGUCCUCACUGCGUGUUCUUCCCCUUUUCUCCACCCAAGCGACAUCGAUGGUUGAUGCGUGUACGCACGAGAAGCGCAAUCGAACAGACGCGCACGCUGUUGAUCUUCGCGUCGUGUCCGUUUGUGACGAAAAAGCGAUUCCAUCGCUGGUUAUUAUUAUGAAACCGAGUAGUCGCACAUCAAUUGAGAGAGAGAUAGAGAGAGGGGGAGCAGUGCAGCAUCCCUUGCUCGGAUAAUGUGGUGUCAGGGUAAAUGAAUUUUAAUUUAUACAUACAUAUACACAUGCGUGGAAAUGCUAUUGCGGGACGAACGCAAAAUUCAUUUACGCGUAUGUUGUAGCAGGAGUUUUCCCAUGUUUUCCCAUCACCCGCACCAACCCCACGAGCACGUGUUUGUGUGUGUGCCUGUGUCUGCUGGAAUAAACGUUAAAGUCGUCACCCGCGUACUCGAGAGGAAAGCGAAAAAGGAACGGAGGGAUGAUGGCCCGGCUGCGGUUACGCACCAGCUGACACAAGGGGAUCGACGUUUCUAAUUUUGUGAAGAGGCAAUUUCGGUGGACAUGAAUAAUUAAAAACAUGUGUUUGAUCUGACGAUGACGAUGAUGAUGACGAUGCACCGUGCGCGUGGAGUAGAGUCGGUGUGUACGGAAGUCGGAGUCUGUGCGCUUCGAGCACUGGGAGUGAUGGUUAUUUAUGGGUUUUUAGGGGACGGGGGUUUGCCGUAUUCCGAAUGGGGGGAAGUGAGGGAAAGCCGGGAAAAUGCAUGAAACGUGCGCGGCUCAACAUUAAACGCAAAUAUCGCGUACAAUUUUGUGCCACAGCGACAAAACGCUUUGAUCGCUUCGACUUUUACUGCCAAGCAGAGUGAGUGCCGCAGAGGACUCAAUUGAUGGUUUAGUGGCCAGUUUCGGGCAAUAAAUCUAUUAGCAGCAGUUGCCAGCCAAUAUGUAGUUGAAUUUGGUUCAAGGGGUUGUUUUUGGUUUAUAUGUUGCAAUAAAUAGGAACAAAAUUUGGGGUCAGUUCUAAGCGACACUUUGAAGAGGAAGUUGAACAGGAAAAUGGAAGACAAUAUUUUUCUUUCUUGAACUGUAUUUUCCAAUUUGAAGCUGGGAAAACGAAGCCACGAAUGUCUGUCUGCAAUGUGGAAUAAUAUUUACUACAACUGUUCAUUGCAAACACAUGGUUCAUGCUGAAAAGUCUUUGGCGGUGUUCCAAUGUGAGGAUCUUUGCUGCUUCAAUGUGUCUUUAGAAAAUGUGUACGUUUCGAUGCUGGCAAAUCAUACUCGUCUUCAAUUUCCAAGAGUUAUAUUGCCUAAACUUUCAUUUGUCGACUAAAUAAAUUUUGAAUAAAACAGCUCCAGAGCAUAACUAAUGGCUUAUUGUUCUCAAAAUACCACAUCGAGAGCCACGUAUGAGCUAAUUCACUGUUGGCUUUCGCUUCGGAUUUUACUUCCAUGUGACUCAUCAUUUGAAGAAAAUUAGGCAAAAUUUCAAAUGUUAGCGUUACGUAAUGCAUGGAUGCUUCCUAAACCGUUGAAACGUGUUAGAUCACUUUCAUCGGCGGUGAAAUAUUUCACUCCCGUUUCAACUACACACACACACCAUCACAGCGUGCAGUUUGACAGAUCAACAAAUACCGCCACCAAAACAUCAACAAUACCUCGCUCGGCGUGCUGCGUGCGUUUGGUGGCCGGAAUGUGACCGCAGCAAACGGUGAAAUGGCUAGCUGUUGAUAUUUAAUUGGUGUUUCGUUGUAAAACAGAGCUGUUAUAGAUGUAUAUUGUUAGUUUGUUAAAGUCGCCCACUUUUGUUUACGUGCGUUCGUGUGGCGGCUACGAUGGCGAAACGGUCCGGGCACUUCCAGCUGAAGCAACCGCUCGCCUCGAAGAAACCGAAGCUCAACAUCGAAAUCGUCCCGAGCCAGCAGUACAACCCACAGCCGAGUACUUCCAAGGCGGGCAGCUCCUCAGGUGCGGGCAAAAGUGCCGCCACAGCCGCCACCACCACCACAGCGGAAAACCUGUGGGACGAUGACGACGACGACAUUAUCGUGCUCGCGACCCAGGCCAUCGAGGCGGACCUUACGUUCGGCAAGUUUAGCCGCAGCGUCAAGACGAGCACGCAGCAAACGACGGAGGUGAUCGCGGCCGGGGGGCAGCACACCGGGGCAGGGAAGCUUCCGGGCAAGGUACCGGACAAGCUGGUGGCGGAACUGUUUGCCGACGGGGAGGAUGAUUUGUUUUCGGAAAAGCUCGAUGACAACUAUCGCAACAUCGACAACGCGAUCAACGACUACUUCAACAACAACGACGAUGACUUCAAUCUGGACGAGUUCCGGCAGGAAGAGCAAGCACCGUCGGUUGGUGGGAGGCGUGAACCCGCACCGAAAGCAUCGUGGGAGGAAGCACCUUCGGUUAGUGCGAAGCAUUCAGGUGAACCGCAGGCACCGAAAACUUCCUGCGAGGAACCACCGUCGGUCGGUGGGAAGCGUGAACCCGCACCGAAAGCCUCAUGGGAAGAAGAGUUUAAGGUACCACCGGCGCCACUGCCACCGGUGGGAGCGAAAGCGAGUGAACCGAGCAAGGCUUACAACAAGGAUGAACCGACCUCUACCUCGCGGUUGGGCAUUUUUAGGCCAAAAACCUCCACCGCAACAUCGUUUAAAGCUACCCCAUCACACACCCCCAAACCGGAAGCGGAAGAGAAGCCGGAACUAGCCUCAAGCCAAAAGCAGGAACAUGCCAAGGACAUUCAGGUGAAGUUUCUCACCAAGCACGUAGAGCAGCUGGCAAAGAAGGUGGACAGCUUGCAGAAGGACUACACCGAAGCGGUGGAAAAGGCCCAGGUCAAGGACGGCGAAGUGUCGAUGCUGCGGUACGAGCUGAAAAUGGUGAAAACCGCCAACGAGCAGCUGCGGCUGGAGAAGAUGCGCGAAAAGGAAACGAUCCAGAAGGAGUGGCUCGAGAAGAUGAAGAAUCUGGAGAAAACCAUCUCAGCGCAGAAGGUGGAGAAUGAGUUCAAAGAGAUGGAAAUAAUGAAUCUAAAAACGAAGCGAUUAAACGCCACGUUUCGAUCGGCGGAACCAGCGGAACCGCAGCCACCAGAGCCACCGCCGGCUCGUGCUACAGCGGAACCCGCACCCUCAACCUCAGCUCAACCGAAAGCGACCGAAGCCACGGAGGAUGAGUUCGAUCUCGCGUCGCUGCUACCGAAACUGUUCCUUGGCGAACCGGCCGAACUGUGCGAGCCGCUGGACGUUGAUCCGCAAGCGUUCGUGAAUGCAACCGACAGCUCGGUACGGAGUCGACAGCUCCGCAAGUACUCGCGGGUGACGCGCAACGAGUUUACGAUCGCCGAUCAGCUCGUAUCGCUGCAGACCUUUCUGUCCCAGAUGCUAAUCGCCGCAAAGGCUUCCGGUGAUGAAACGACGGAGCGGAUUGUCCUGUCCCCCGGCAUGUACCCGCUGGUAGCGAUCGCCACGGAAAAGGGGCUGGAAGAGAUCGAUCUGUACUGUCAGCGGUUGGGACAGCACAAGGAGACAGAUUUUCGUCUUAAUGGGCCGAAAAGUACGAUGGAGCAAUCGGCCCCAGUGAACGUGUUCCAGCAGGAGCAGCUAUACAAUGGCGAGCAGGCCGUCGUGAUACGGCGCUUCCUGGCGGUGGUCGGACUGUACUGUCGAAUCUCGGACGAUCUGGUAGUGAAGCGAUUGCUGGAGAAGGAGCUCGUGCUGCGACUCGCGAAGAAUAUGAAACGGAUCAGUACCGCUAUCAUCCUGACGUCACUGCAUGGACUGGUAACGGGUGCGGCUGCACUGCUCAACGGAAUAAGCUUCCGCCCGCGAAGGUUCCUCCUGUACGGUGCGAGCGGUUCCCAGCUGAUGGAACUAUUCCGUUCGAUCGUGCUGUGCCAACCCGAUGCACCAUCCUCGAUGCUGCAGCUGUCCGACUUUCUACGCCGCCUGUCCCACAUCACGGAUGGCAGUGUGAACCAUCUGCUCAAUCGUCUCUGCAUCAGCCAUCAUCCGGUCGAAACGGGUCAGCAGCAGCAGCAGCAGCAGCAGCAAGGGGAACAGCAACCCACAACAUCCCGCCGACAGUAUCGGUUAAAAACGAUCAGCUUUUCACUGGGAACCUGCACGCUGCAGAUGUACGCGGCACUGUUGGAGAACUCCGUCCGGCCACACGACCGGUACGAGGCGUGGCAGAUGAAACCGUUGCUGACGAACACGGAAAAUACGAUCCACUUCCUGCGGAACGUGCUGCUGCAUCCGGUUGGGUGGGUGAAAUCGUUCUACGACCGGGAAGAUCCGAACGAGUGUGAGCUUUGCCACAUCCGGAUGGUGUCGGCGUUCGUUACGCUGCUGUUCCGGGUGCUGCUGUGCUGGAACCAGCAAACGGUUAAGGACGAAGAAGAUGUAUCGCACAUUCAUUGUAUCGCCCGGCACGGUGUACUGCUGCUGUACGAUCUGUUCCAGACGGCGUACCACAAGAAGCUGUUACGAAUCGCAGGGCCCACCGUUCGGUACCGUCUACGGGUAACGUACAACUGGCUGCAGCUGUACCAGAAGGAGUUCAAUUUCGAUGACGUUCACAUAAGAACCCUCGGCAUGUUGGACAUGCGCCUCCUAAUGCCUGAUCCGCUGCGCGCCUAUCUGGAAGCGGAAAUCGACGAUCCAGAAGCUGAAAAGAAAGCGGCCGACAGUGAGGAUGCGCGUAGAGCGGAAAGUAACGCAAUCAUGGAGGAGCUGUUUGCCGGCUUCUUCAAUACUUACGCUAACAAUAGUGCCACACUGUUAUAAUAUAUCUAAUUGUAUGCUUUGCACCCUGCCCGCCUGCGGAACAACACACAGUA
Messenger RNA from Anopheles arabiensis, 4940 nucleotides. RefSeq lists its product as uncharacterized. Bases 1927 to 4887 code for a protein of 986 amino acids. The transcript has 5 exons. The record is from RefSeq and is a predicted model, not a curated record. NCBI's taxonomy places the organism in Eukaryota, Metazoa, Arthropoda, Insecta, Diptera, Culicidae. Gene Ontology annotation, biological process: DNA repair; DNA damage checkpoint signaling.